Aspergillus campestris IBT 28561 is the source of this 1140-nucleotide messenger RNA. RefSeq names its product deoxyhypusine monooxygenase. The coding region runs from base 89 to 1066 and encodes 325 amino acids. Lineage: Eukaryota; Fungi; Ascomycota; Eurotiomycetes; Eurotiales; Aspergillaceae. Gene Ontology annotation, molecular function: deoxyhypusine monooxygenase activity. The record is from RefSeq and is a predicted model, not a curated record. The transcript is spliced from 2 exons. Gene Ontology annotation, biological process: peptidyl-hypusine biosynthetic process.
CUCAACAGUCCCUCAUUCUCCCUCCCCCCCAUCCCAGAAGCGUUUCGGAAGUUGAUCUCUUGAUCGAAAGCGAAAAGAGAAAAGAAAAAUGUACACAGUCACAGACGAGACUCUCCAAACCCUCACGAGGGUCCUCAACGACGAGAACGAGUCGCUCGCUCGCCGCUUCCGGGCCCUCUUCUCCCUGAAGCAUGUCGCCUGUCUGCAGCCGCCCACCGACAAGACCCUCCCCGCGAUCAAGGCCAUCGCCGCCGCCUUUUCGUCUUCGUCAGCGCUCCUCAAGCACGAGCUCGCCUACUGCCUCGGCCAGACCCGCAACCCGGACUCGCUGUCCUUCCUCCACGAUGUCGUGAAGGAUCCCCAGGAGGACGCGAUGUGUCGCCACGAGGCGGCCGAGGCGCUGGGCGCCCUGGGCUACGAGAGCAGCUUGGAGAUCCUCAAGGCGUUGAGGGACGAUGCGAAGGAGCUUGAGGUCGUCAGGGAGACGUGCGAUAUCGCCGUGGACCGGAUUAUGUGGGAGAACUCGGAGGAGAAGAAAGCCGAGCAGUUGAAGCCUAGUGACUUCACCUCCAUUGACCCUGCGCCCCCGGCGCCGCUAGCUACCGAGGAGCCGUCCAUUCCGGACCUCGAGAAGACCCUCCUCGACACAUCCAUCCCUCUGUUCAAGCGAUACCGGGCUAUGUUCGCCCUGCGCGACCUUGCCUCCCCGCCUGACCUUCCUACUGCCGCUCCCGCCAUCGACGCGCUGUCCAAGGGCCUCAAGGACCCGUCCGCUCUGUUCCGCCACGAGAUCGCGUUUGUGUUUGGCCAGCUGUGCCACCCGGCCUCUGUCCCCUGUCUCACGGAGUGUCUCAGUAACCAGGGAGAGAUGGGUAUGGUGCGUCACGAAGCGGCGGAAGCGCUGGGCAGCCUGGGUGAGGUGGACGGCGUCGAGGACACGUUAAAGAAGUUCGUGAAUGACCCCGAGCAGGUGGUUCGAGACAGCAUCAUCGUGGCUCUGGAUAUGGCCGAGUAUGAGAAGAACGGAGAUAUUGAGUAUGCGCUGAUUCCGGCCACUGCUGCAUGAUGAUGGAAGGAUGGAAGGAUGAACCGGAAGAGAAAUGAAUCAUUACAAUGUCGCCUAUUUAAUUGCCCUCGUCA